Messenger RNA from Ochlerotatus camptorhynchus, 2198 nucleotides. RefSeq names its product zinc finger protein ZFP2-like. Lineage: Eukaryota; Metazoa; Arthropoda; Insecta; Diptera; Culicidae. Gene Ontology annotation, molecular function: DNA-binding transcription factor activity, RNA polymerase II-specific; zinc ion binding; RNA polymerase II transcription regulatory region sequence-specific DNA binding. The transcript is spliced from 5 exons. Gene Ontology annotation, cellular component: nucleus. Gene Ontology annotation, biological process: regulation of transcription by RNA polymerase II. The record is from RefSeq and is a predicted model, not a curated record. The coding region runs from base 112 to 2151 and encodes 679 amino acids.
GCAUUUCGGAGUGGUUCGGUUGUCUCGGUGAAAAUUUAAAAAUAAUUCUGGCUGAAGAGUGUUUAAAGUCUGUGGAUAUGUGAAUUUAGGAAAAGACCAAAGAAGAGCACGAUGACAACCUGUCGGGCGUGUGCGGAGACUGUCGGCGGUGAAUCUGAUGCGGACGAGUUGAUUCCGAUUUUCUCCAAGAUGCAGGAUGAGUUCAUUGCUAAUCUCAUCGUGGAAUGCAGUGGCGUCGAGAUAGUCGAAGACGAUGGUCUUCCAUCGCAAAUCUGCCGUCCAUGCCUGAGCAGUCUCCAGCAGACGACCAUCUUCAUUCAGGUGGUACGCUCUGCGGACCGAAAGCUCCGAAAGGGUCUUGAAGGAGAGUUUGGCAAGGAAGAAAACAAGGACUCUGACAAUGAUACAAGUCAAAACAGACUACCAUGGCAAACCGUUCCGAUUCAGCUGGAUGGUAUUAAGAACGAGGAUGUUGAAGAUCAGGGGACGAAAAGUGAACUUGACAUUGAUUGGGCAACCGGAAGGAGCAGUUCCCCGAUUGUUUUGGAUGAACAAACUGAGGAAAGGAAUGACGAUCACUCUGAUAAGGAAGUUAACUCUGAAUCAGAAAUGACUCGAAAGCAAACACGAAGGAAAAGGAGAUCAAAGAUCGUUGAAGAUGCAACCGAUUCCGAUUCGGACGAUCGCCUACGAAAAAAACGAAAACGUCAGACUCGCCCCCGAACGCUUGAAUACGAUAUUGGAAAGGGUGACGAGUCCGAAGGCGAAUCCAUUCCGGAGGCUCGUCUUCGAGAAUUGUACAAAACGGUCCAAGUGGAUGCCAACACUUUCGUGUGCUGCGCUUGUUUGAAAAUUUUCACCAACCGUUCGGAGUUGAUCGAGCAUGGUCAAUCUUCCCACACCAAAAAGAAGUACAUCAACGAAUCGAAAACCAACAUCUGUGACGUUUGUUUUCGACGGUAUUCAAAGCCGGGUCCGCUGGAAGCUCACAAGCAGAGUUUCGUCGGACUGGACGUGGUAUAUGAGUGUUUCCGUUGUCUGACAAGAGUGAUCGCACAAAACCGACACCAGCACGCUCGAACCCACCUGAAGCAUAUGGAACCGGCAAGAGACGACGAUAAGUCCAAACGGGAACAACGCUGCUGUGCCAAGGAUUGCACCGUUACUUGUUCCUCCGAGGAGCUUCUGAUCACUCACGGAAAGGGCACCCACAUCGGGAACAAAGUCGACACGGACGAUCCACAGCGGCGGUUCGAAUGUCCGGUCUGCUACAAACGAUUCGAAAAACGGGAAGCUCUUACCAGGCAUCGGCAUCGGAUGUAUCGUGCCACCCAUCAGUGUGCGGUUUGCGGGAAGGAGUUUAAGAAUCGCUACGAAAUGUUGGUUCACGAGCGGAAUCAUGAGAAUCGGAAACCGUAUUCAUGCGAGAUUUGCGGCAAGCGGUUCAACUCGAAGGAAGCCGUGCGGGUUCACAUGUUGGUUCAUUCGGAUAGUAAACCUUUUUCAUGUACGGUCUGUGGAUGGAGGUUUCGGCGGAAGUGCAAUCUGAACAAGCACGCCUCCAAGCAUCGGGAGGAUACACCGUUUGAAUGUAGCGUUUGUCAGAAGACUUUCAAGGGAAAAUAUCACCUACAAUAUCACUUACGGACUCAUACCGGUCAUAAGCCUUGGAAGUGUCGCUAUUGUGACAAAUCCUUCGCAGAUCAUGCCAACAGAGCGAGGCAUGAGACGUCUCAUACCGGAAUCAAGCCAUACAAAUGUUCCUUUUGUGAUAAGACCUUCAUCCGCCGUCGGUUCCAAAUCGAACAUGAAAGCACUCAUACAGGAAUCAAACCGUAUCGUUGUGAAAUGUGCAAUCGUACCUUCAGUCAGAAAACGUCACUCAAGAAGCAUCUGGAAAUGCACCCAUUGGCACCAGAGAAUCAAAUUUCCCUAGCCCAACCGUCUCCUAUGCCGGUAGAUUCACCCAUGUCACCACCACCACCAGCUCCGUCAUUGAUGCCACCUCCCUCGACGGCCGUAUCAUCUACAAUGAUGCAUCAACAACAGCAGCAGCAGCAGCAUCCAAACGCAGUCGCCAUGAUGGCAGCAGCUGUGGCCGCUGCCGCGAGUAUGGCUCCCAUAGCCGGGCAGUCCUAUCAGCAGAUUUAGGUAAUUCUAGUCGAACAAAAGAUCGAUAAUCUUUAAAAAAGAACUAU